AUGAAUAGUCUGAUGAUAGUUACUUUAAUAAUUUUAUAAAAUACUUUCUAGAAUAAAUAUCUUUUUUUUUAAAAAUCAUUUGAUUGGUAACCACUUUUAACGGUUCUUGGUGCUGCUGCUAAGUCUUAUACUACUCAAAACCUAUAAUUAUUUCUACUUCCAAAAAUUUAAAGUCUAAUAUAAGAUUUAUUAGUAAUUAAUAAAUAUAGUAACAAUACUUGAAUCUACAAUUUGAAAUUCUUUUUUAAGAUUAUGGAAUUCAUGAAUAUAUUUGGGAUGAUGAAACUCCAUACAUUCAAUUAAUAAUUUCGUUUUUUGAAGGAAUUUUUGUUUCUGUGCUUCUCUCUAUAACCAUGAAUAUGAUAAUUUAUUUUCUAAAGGCUAUAAAUUAGAAAUGUUGCAUAUAUCAUAUUAUGUAUGGAUAACCAUAUUUUUGGGAGUGUUUCAAUUACUUAAAAUAUUUUAAUUUUAAAAUAUUGAAUUAGCUCUUUACAUUAAUGUUCUUAUGGAAUGUAUAAAUUAAUUUUUUAGUGGAAUUUUCACUGAAUUAAUUAUAGUAUAUAUAACAGUGCUUUAGAUUGAACCUGUAGGAUAUCUUUAAUUUAAUAUUAUCCUAAUGUAUAAUGUGUCUGUUGUAUAGAUCAACUGAAAACGCGAGAGAUCAAAGUACUUAUUUUGUUUAUUUCAAUAGAAAACAAACUCUUUUAUUUGAGUUUUAUGAAUUUUUUUAAUAAGAGUGUAGAAAUUCACAGUUAGAGAAGAAUCUUAAAUAAUUCAAAUGAUGUUCUCUGCGCAGAAAGAUUAAGUCUGGUUGAAUUCUUAAAAGUUUUGUCAUAAAUUCUUUGUACUCAUAUGAUAGUUAAUUAUGAUUAAUUGAGAAAAAUUAAGUUUAAUCAUUUUGGAAAGAGUCCUUUUUUAAUUUUAGAUUCCUUUUAUUUUUCAAUCUCAAUUAAGAUGUGA
Paramecium sonneborni is the source of this 960-nucleotide messenger RNA. NCBI's taxonomy places the organism in Eukaryota, Ciliophora, Oligohymenophorea, Peniculida, Parameciidae. The record is from the annotation of a GenBank genome assembly.